Molecule: messenger RNA, 1769 nt
Organism: Physcomitrium patens
Lineage: Eukaryota; Viridiplantae; Streptophyta; Bryopsida; Funariales; Funariaceae
Source: RefSeq, a predicted model, not a curated record
UUUAGGGUUUCGGGUGUCUGGCUUCGACCCUUGUGGUUUCAUGUUGUUCCCCUCCAAACUUCGUGAUGCUUAAUUCGCAUCGUGGGUAGGAACACAGUGUUUGCUUGAUUGAAGCACCUGUUGGUGUCCAUUUUCAAGCCAUUGAGUUCUAUCUAAACCUACCCUUGAAAGAUUUGUUCGAAUAGAUGGAGGACGACCGCAAUCUGGACUUAGGGCAUGUGGCGUGCGUGCGAUGCAGCAAGGCUGCUCUUUUGCAGUGCCCGAAGUGUUUAGAGCUUAAAUUGCCGCGUGUCAAUGCGUCCUUUUGGGUUGUUUUAAGGAAUCAUGGAAUUCACACAAGGCUGUUCAUACUGCGUUGAGUCAAAAACAAGAGGGUGUGACUCAUGGUUUGCAGGAUCCACAUGCUGACGCUUUGGCCCGAGGGUGGAUGUAUUGCCUCCGGAAGGGCCAAAGUCGAAGCUCGGAGUUGCCAAAUUUCGAUUGGACAGGACCUUUAAGAGCAUAUCCAAUAUCACCUCGACGCUUUGUCCCCGACCACAUUCCCCGUCCUGAAUGGGCUUCUACGGUUGUCCUAUUCCCCACCCGAUCAGUGUGCUGUGUAGUUUAACGUUUAUUUUUGUGAAACACUGGCCAAUUCAGGGCAGACCCCAACAAGAAAUGAACAGUGAAUGGCAGAAUAGUGUAGAGAUUAAAUCUCCAGCACAGAUAGCCAAACUGCGAGAAGCUUGUAGGGUUGGAAGAGAAGUGCUAGAUGUAGCAGCAAGAGCAAUCAAGCCAGGAGUGACCACUGACGAAAUAGACAGGAUUGUGCAUGAGGCUACAAUUGCAGCUGGUGGCUACCCUUCACCUCUGAAUUAUCACUUCUUCCCAAAGUCUUGUUGCACGUCUGUAAAUGAAAUAAUCUGCCACGGCAUACCCGAUGCAAGACCGUUGGAAGAGGGUGACGUCGUCAAUGUGGACGUUUCAGUCUAUCUGAAUGGCUGUCAUGGGGAUUUAAACGAAACUUUCUUCGUUGGAAAAGUAGACAAAGCAUCGGAAGAUCUUGUGCGGAGUACCUAUGAAUGUCUUGAGAAAGCCAUCGCUUUAGUGAAGCCUGGAGUACGUUAUCGGGAUGUUGGUGAGGUUAUCAGUAGACACGCCUCGUUGAAUGGCCUCUCUGUGGUGAAGUCGUACUGUGGUCAUGGAAUAGGAGAGCUUUUUCAUUGUGCACCUAACAUUCCACACUAUGCUCGCAACAAAGCUGUGGGAGUAAUGAAGGCAGGACAAGUCUUCACAAUCGAACCCAUGAUUAAUUCUGGUGUCUGGAGAGAUAGGAUGUGGCCAGAUGGGUGGACUGCGACUACUGCAGAUGGCAAGCGCAGCGCGCAAUUUGAGCAUACGCUUCUGGUGACGGAUACUGGAGUUGAAGUUUUGACAGCUCGUCUCCCAACAUCUCCCGAUGUGUUUCCUUGGUUAAAAGAUAGUUCUCAAACUGUGGUUUGAAUAAUUAAGUAAAUGGUACUGAACAUGAAGUUAGGGCUGAAUCCAAGGCCUUACACAAAUGCCGGGUACUGUAUAAUAGGAAUUGGAUUGUAAUAGAAAGAUCUAGUAUUGAACAUAUAUUCUAGAAUCUAUCUGGGACCGACCCUCGUACGACAUUAUGGUUUGUGGGCGAGACUAUUUUGUCUGUAAUCUCUACAUAGAUCUGGACUGAUUUUCGCUUAUUUAAACACCUCCUUGCACUCCAAAUUUCACUCACUAAUUUACUCAGACUGAAAAUUAUUUAUUCA